AUGUGCUCGCGAACCGCACGGAACGUCGUCAAACAAUGCAAAUUCGAAGUGGAAGGAAUCGUGAUCGGGCCGUCGAAAACGACACUUUUGUUCGGAAAACGCCUCAAAGAGACGACGUGGCAGUUUGUGAAGAAUGUGCAUGGAGACGGCGCGGCACGCAAUGUCGACGGCGUCUAUUUCGCGAAAGUGUGAGUCGAUAAACCUGUCACACGGUCUCCAGAGCUGGCAAUGAGCGCAAGUGCGCCCCGCCCAAUAGAGCGAUACAUUGGCGCGAAAUUCAAAUUUUAACAGCAAAAUUUGUGUUUUUUGCCAGAUUAGCCACGAAAAACCGAUAAUUUCUCAUUUGUCUCUCGAUAGACCGAUUAUAUAGGCUAUUACGAAUUUUUGAAGAGCAAGAGCGUCAAACGCAAAUCACAUUUAUCCGUUUGAAGGUUUUAGCCUAAAACUGCGUGAAUUUCAGUUGCUUUUCGGUAGUUUUCGCGGUUCGAGCGCUCAAAAUGCUUGUAUUUACGUGAUUUAUCAUUCUCAAAACCAAUUCUGUCUGAAAACGGUCAAGAAAGCGCAAAAUGAGAAGUGCGGUUUUUAGGCGGCGAAGGCGAAAAAGCAAAGUCCGCGAAAAAUGCGCCAAAACGUCAUUAAUCGUGAGAAUUAUUGUGUUUUCAUGUCGAACUAUCAUUUUUCAUCGCCUUGGACGACAAAAAUCAGAGAAAACCUGCUCAAUUCAUGAAAACGCCAUAUUGUCAGCUCUGGAGAGCGUGUGUCACCGAACGCACUGAAACGUCUUCGAAUUUCAGAGCAAAACACGCGGACCGUCUCGAUUUUCAGUCUCUUUCAUCCGAGAACUCCGAGUCGGAAGUGUUGCUGGCGCUCAAGUACUUUGACAACGUGUUUCGCAUGAAAGACUACGGCACCGAACCCGAGUGCGACAUGCGAUUCGUGAUCGACGUCCUGCUGCCGUUAGCGCCGAAACGACAAGAGUCGUUCGGAUUUCACGACACGACCAAAGUGUCGGCGGCGGAUUUCAAGAAUGUGUUGGAGUAUUAUGAAGGCCUCGAGAUUGUGCACGUCAACCUGCAGACGCUGGUGUUCCACGAGAAGAUGAUUUUUGAAGAAAAUUCGAAUAAACGCUGUUGCUCCUGUCCACACACUUUUGCGGAGCGGCAGCAAACACCCGGAACAGCUCAAAAACGCGCAUAA
Caenorhabditis sp. 36 PRJEB53466 is the source of this 1197-nucleotide messenger RNA. The record is from the annotation of a GenBank genome assembly. NCBI's taxonomy places the organism in Eukaryota, Metazoa, Nematoda, Chromadorea, Rhabditida, Rhabditidae.